Messenger RNA from Morus notabilis, 1338 nucleotides. RefSeq names its product protein SRC2. Gene Ontology annotation, biological process: defense response. The record is from RefSeq and is a predicted model, not a curated record. The coding region runs from base 147 to 1019 and encodes 290 amino acids. NCBI's taxonomy places the organism in Eukaryota, Viridiplantae, Streptophyta, Magnoliopsida, Rosales, Moraceae. The transcript has a single exon.
CAAACUUGAAACGUUAUUAUUAAACAAGUUUAUUAAACAAGUUGAACUCUUCAGCAUUUCCCACAACCACAACCAGAACUAUCCCUUCUCUCUCUACAUAUCUCUCUUUCUCUCUCUAACUAUAUCGAUCUAUCUAUCUUUCUCUAAUGGAGCAGAGUACUCUAGAGAUCAACGUCAUCUCAGCCAGUGAUCUCAAAGACGUAAAUCUGGUGACAAAAAUGGACGUAUACGCUGUCGUUUCGAUCUCCGGCGACUCCAAGCACCCCAAGAAAAAGGCCAAGACCAACGUCCACCGCGGCUCCGGCACAAACCCCACCUGGAAUUUCCCCCUCAGCUUCACCAUCGACGAGUCCUUGGCCCAAAACAACCGCCUCACCCUCGUCUUCAAGCUCGUCUCCCAGCGCAGCCUCGGCGACAAGGACGUCGGCGAAGUCAACGUCCCGAUCAAGGAGCUUUUCGCCUCCAGAGACGAAGGAAACAAUAAUUCCAUGAAGUUUGUCAGCUACCAGGUGAGAAAACCCUCCGGAAAGCCGAAAGGCGAGCUCCGUUUCUCCUACAGGUUCGGCAAAAACGCCGCGGGAAAACCCGCCGCCGACAAGCCCGUCACGGCUUACCCGGCGGCGGCGGAGGUGGGACCCUCAUACCCUCCUCCGACUGUUACAGGACACGUCGGUGUGUAUCCACCGGCGGCCGCGGCGUCAGCUCCACCGGCGUAUGGAGGGGCAGGGUACCCGCCGCCUCAGGCAGGGUACGUAUACCAACCGCCACCGCCGGGUUACGGGUACACACAGGCUCCGGGUUACGGGUACACACAGACUCCAAGUUACGGGUACCCGCCCGCGCAGGGGUACGGGUACCCGCCACCUCAGCAGGGGCCUAAGAAGAGUAACAAGUUUGGGAUGGGGUUAGGGGCCGGUUUGCUAGGAGGGGCAAUUGGUGGGCUUUUGAUUGGGGAUAUGGUCUCUGAUGCGGCUGCUUUUGAUGGGGGUUUUGGUGAUGCUGGUGGAUUUGAUUUUUAAUGUCCUUUUUAGUUUUUUUUUUUUUUUUUUUUCUUAAUUUUGGUUGAUAGUUGUGUUAGGACGAUAAUUAAAUUUGGCUUGGUUGUAUAAUUAUAAGUUUGGACGAAAAUGUAUUUUUCAUGUUUUGAUGGUUUCUAGAUGUUGAGGGAAGUAGUCAUACGUGACAUCAUGUGGUUUAUAUAUUUUUCCAUGCGUAAUUUAUAUGCAUUUGACUGUCAAUAGGAAUUUAGACUUUGUAUAUACAGGGCCAAAACUAUGGUAUAGGGAGCUAGUUUAUGUAUGGUUUAUAUACGAAUCAAGAUCUUCUGUUUUUUUUUUC